Molecule: messenger RNA, 1123 nt
Organism: Cucurbita maxima (winter squash)
Lineage: Eukaryota; Viridiplantae; Streptophyta; Magnoliopsida; Cucurbitales; Cucurbitaceae
Product: zinc finger protein CONSTANS-LIKE 2-like
Exons: 1
Coding region: 1-972 (323 amino acids)
Biological process (GO): regulation of flower development
Cellular component (GO): nucleus
Molecular function (GO): protein binding; zinc ion binding
Source: RefSeq, a predicted model, not a curated record
AUGUUGAAAACAGAGGACGACUACUUCGGCGGAGCCGCCGCCACCGCCACCGCCACCGCCGGAGUGAUAUGCGAGGCAUGCGAGAGAUCCCCAGCUGUAUUCAUCUGCAAAGCGGAUGCCGCCUCGCUCUGCGCCGCCUGCGAUGCCGAGAUUCACUCGGCGAAUCCUCUCGCACGCCGUCACCACCGCGUCCCAAUUGGUGGCGCUAACAUGGUCGGAACUACUCCGGAAUGUCAGGAAGAUGAAGACGAGGACGAGGCUGCUUCCUGGCUGCUGUUGAAUCCAUUGAAGACCAACAACGAAAACAGAGGAGGUGGUUCGAUACAGAGCAAUAACAAUACGAAUGGGUUGUUUUUGUUGGGCGGGGAAGAUGAUUAUUUGAAUUUUGUGGAGUUUAAUGGUUGUGGGGAAGAUCAAUUUGAGGGGUCGGAGAAUUAUGGCAGCGGCCGCUGCGGAGGAGAGGACAGAGUGGUGCCGAUUGAAUUUGAAGGGAAAGAUCCGAUGUUGGAACAGAGCUACGGCGGCGUUGAUGGGAGCUACUCCUACAAUGGCUUCCUCACCCACGCUGUAACCUCCUUACCUACCUCUCUCUUACCUUCAUCAAUGGAGGUCGGGGUAGUACCAGAUUCAGCAACAACCAUGAGCGACAUAUCCGUAUUCUCCAACAUAAGGCCACCCAAAGGAACAAUCGAUCUCUUCUCCGGCGCGGCGGACGUGGCGGCGGUUCAAAUUCCGGCGACCCAAUUGAGUCCAAUGGACAGAGAAGCCCGAGUGUUACGGUACAGAGAGAAGAAGAAGACAAGGAAGUUUGAGAAGACCAUUAGAUACGCCUCUAGAAAGGCCUACGCUGAGACCCGGCCGAGAAUCAAGGGCCGGUUCGCGAAACGAACCGAUGUGGAGGUUAAACUCGAUCGGAAAUUCUCCAGCCCGUUAAUGGCGAAUGUUGGAUAUGGGAUUGUGCCUUCCUUUUGAAGGUGAAGAAGAGGAAGAUGGAUGAAAAAGCAGUUAAGUACUGAUUAUAGGUGAUUUUAACUGUUUAAUUAUAGAAUAUUUGGUCUUAAUUGUAUAUAAAUUUUGUAUUUUCUGUAACUAAAACUUGCUUAUGUCUAAGUUUAAUUAUUAA